This is a messenger RNA of Talaromyces atroroseus, 2532 nucleotides long. RefSeq lists its product as hypothetical. The record is from RefSeq and is a predicted model, not a curated record. The coding region runs from base 1 to 2532 and encodes 843 amino acids. The transcript has 6 exons. NCBI's taxonomy places the organism in Eukaryota, Fungi, Ascomycota, Eurotiomycetes, Eurotiales, Trichocomaceae.
AUGUCUGCCGACCUCGACGGAGACUCCGAAAUGCUAUCCUCCUCCGAGUCCGCCUCACCGGCUGGCGCCCGUACACCGACAUUCGAUAAACCAGCAGCAGAACUCUCGCCGCCUGGUUCACAGACAGCAUCUCAUCAUGAGAGCGGCGGCGCAUCUCUCGGCUCACCCUUUACUUCUUCGCUGAAUAAACUAGCUGCAGAUCGUGCUACUGCUGCUACCGCCACUGGCACGUCAUCGCAGGUCAAAGAAGCGCCUGGCGCGUCGUGGAAUAACCAGCGAGCACAGGAGGAGUAUAAUCGGGCGUUGGAAUCUGUUGUUGACAAUGAUUUUAGUCUGCCUAUUGACUGGAGCGACUUGUUUCGAUACGCUAUGAAUUUUACGCUGCAUCGAUACCUCGAGACGAAAGAAACAACACAGCAUUCUUCGCGUGCCCCCCAUUCCUGGAUCCAUAUCCCCGCAAGCAAGACCCAAUUGCUGUCUAGAAAUUGGGAAUACGUACAGCGGGCAUUUCAAGCAUUCCAUUCGGACAAAUCACACCGCGCGAGUGCGUGGUUGGUGGUAAAUAUGAAGGACGUGCUUCUAACAGGCAUGGCCACAGCAGCGGCCGUUGCAUACCCACAGCCAGCGUUGCCAACAUACAUUACGCAAAUUACAAACCAGAUCAGCUUCGCGCCAACUGCGCCUGCGACAACAGUAGUCCUGAAAGCCUGGGAACGGCAACCAUCGACGGCAUUUCUGCCGCGCCAUAAAUCGCGCAAGAUUUGGAAACGGUUCAGAAAGAGUAUGGAAGCGCUUCGAGAGCGGCGCAUAGUUGCACCAGUGCCGAGUCGCAUUGAAGAAAGCGAGUUCGCAAAGGAAAUCAGUCAAUCGGCAAAUGCAGAAUAUGUUCGCGCAGUCAAGCGACAGCGACUACAACAUGACAACAACGAGCAGGAUGCAGAUGCAGAUGCACAAGCACAGACGGAGCGGGGUCGGUCCUUUUUGGAGACCAAAUGGGAGUUGGAGACUGGGAAGAGAAAACGCAAAUUGGUCGCCCUUCCUGAAGACUUGGAGGACGAGGGGCCAUCGGCCGUUGCCAGCCACGACGCUGAAAAUGAGGCGGAAGAUAAUAAGCAUGUUGCGCACCCAUUGGAGGAGAGUUCACAUGCUGUCGUGCUAUGCACAAAUCCCGAAGUGGGAGAGAGUGGUGCCAGCGAAGAUGAUGACGCCGACCAUAGCGCCGUAAUUUCUGAGAUUGUUGAUCUUGCGGGCGAAGCACCAAGUAACGAGGCAGCGGCAGAAGUGCGAGAACUUAUCGUAAAACAAGAGCCAACCUUGGUGCGGUCAGCACUGCGCAUGAACUCUCUUGACGGCGAGGACGCUGCGCUACUUACUGAAUUCUUGUCGCGGGCCCAAGCGAAACGCGCGGCCAACGCUGCGAUGGUGUCAAACGAAAGUAAGAGUAAUGACAGGAACAGGGAGGAACAGCAGCAGAUGGCAGCGACACUGAGCUCGCCAGCAGUGCAGUCGCGGCGUGUGCUCGAAGAGUUGGAUGUCAAUUCGCCGUCGAUUCAGAAACAAGUCGUAUUGACCCCGGUCAAGGCUGAAAAGUUGCCAGAAUCCCCUGAAGCCUCAGAGCCGAGUCAAGGUCAGACAUUCUCGCCAACGAUCGCGUGUCGCCGCAGCACUCGCACGAAGCCUUCGAGAGCUCACCAAACACGCAGUCUGCGACCAGCGGUACCAAACCAGAUUCCAGUGCGACGCGCCAAUGGCACUGAAUUUGUGUUUCUUCAACGAACAGAAGCCCAGGAGCUGGCGCUUACAACUCGUAAAAACACGCGCCGCAACAAGGGGAAUUCGGUGCUUCCCAAGUACGUGUUACAAGCCUUGGGCAAACAAGAGCGCGGCGAUGAAACAAUGCUAUUUAUGCCAAUUGAAGAAGAAUUUUCACAACACCAACGGUCGCCGCGGAAACAUGCCAAAUCCAGACAAGUAUUGUGGAGGGAUGACAAGCUCGUCGAAUAUGCACCGGAGAAGAUAUACCAAACAUCUGAGUCUCCAUCUCCGGGGAAGAAGAAAUCUCGACGUGAGGGAAGCAAAAUCAAGCAAGAGACCACUACAGCACCCGCCCUACCAGCUACGCCAAUCAAGAAAGUGCGCAAGAUCAACAUGGCAGCAAUGAAUAGUAGCAAUAGAGACAUGACGGCUAACGCAAACUCGACGGCCAUCAGCACCAAGCCCCUGGCUGCUGGCACACCGAUUCCGAAGCGCAAAAAGCUGACUCCUAGAGUGCCACGGGGCUCUACCACCAGUACUACUGCUACUGCUGCUACAGCAAGCACCGCGGAGUUGCCCUCUCAUCAUUCGUCCAAAACUGCUUCUUCUGCAACAACAACGAAUAAGCAGAGCAGCGCUAUGUCAAGCAGCCAGCACAUAUCACAGAAAGUCAGUGGCAUUCCUAGGAGUAGCAGUCUCGUCAAAGCACCGGGGUCAUCCUCAGCGGGUGCGACGCCCAUGGUAAAACGGGUGCGUGCAAGGAGAACUGCUGUUUAA